AUGCCCAUUCCAGUACGGCAGCCUCGAAAGAAAGCACCCACCCUCCGAAAUGUGCGUCAAGAGAUUCUCCGCUCGAUCCAUCUUCUUUUAUGUUUGAAGGAAGAGGAACGGGAUAUCCUUACCUCUGAGAUGUAUUCCAGGAAAGACGCGAUAGAUAAAGUGAAAACUUUCAUGGAAAAACAGGCUGGCUUGGAGAAACAUAUUUCUCAGAUGCGAGCUGGUAACCAGCAGAAACACGUGGAAACACUCUCAAACGAACUUCGCGAACUGGAGGGCGAAAUAAAGGAGGUCGAGUCCCGGCUUGCAGAGAUGAAGUCACGCCGUCGGCACAUGAUAGACGAAAUAACCAAACGUCAAAGUUCCGUGGACUCUAAGCUGUCGUCCUACGAAGGCGCUCUUUCUCUUGUUAAGAAAGACUCCGAACAGUUUCUAAAAACGCCGCCCAUCGCCCCCCUUCACAGCGAUUCAGUCCCGACGCCAUUCUUUUCAUUAAAGCCUAAUAGGCGAACUCUGCAGAUGGCUGAAGAGCACUGGACACAAGAGUUAUCAUCUCUCGAAAAGCACAGUUUAACGACCGAUCAUGAGAUUGAAGCGCUAGAAGAGGGUGGGCAGGUAUGGAACGAUACUGUUAUUCUUGUAACGAAGACUGAAACCACCUUGCGGAAUACCCUUAAUCAACUUCGGGGGGAAGACUAUUCUAUUGAAUCAACAAAGCCCGCCGUAGCUGAAAGGACAGAACUUUCCGAAGUACACAAAAUGUUGACUUCUACUCUAAAAAAGCUUGAUGAAUACCUACAUUUGGCAGAAGAAAAGAAAUGGUCGCUACUGAUCUGCAGCAUUGGUGCUGAACGUGAGGCGUUCAAUGAGGCUAGAGCCAGGUUCUCUAGCAUGUUACAACUCCGUCAUCAAUCCCCAGAAGUCGACCGUGAAGGUACCAUGGUAGGAGAAGUUCCCGAUGACUUACUUACGUCACAUACUCUAUCAGGAGAUGGCUCUCUUUCACCAGAAAUACACAGACCUCCUGAACAUAGAGUAAAAUCAGAGCUAGAACCAGGAUUCGAACCAGAGCAAAAAGGGGGCCUGGAAGAGACUGUACAUACUACAGACCAAGCUAUCAUUUGCCCAUCAACCCCACCAGCAUCACACAAUAUGGAUGAUAGCGAUGAUGAACCAGACCCUGCCUGGCUGCUCUCGCCAUAA
Molecule: messenger RNA, 1200 nt
Organism: Trichophyton benhamiae CBS 112371
Lineage: Eukaryota; Fungi; Ascomycota; Eurotiomycetes; Onygenales; Arthrodermataceae
Exons: 1
Coding region: 1-1200 (399 amino acids)
Source: RefSeq, a predicted model, not a curated record